Messenger RNA from Poeciliopsis prolifica (blackstripe livebearer), 4225 nucleotides. RefSeq names its product exosome component 1 (gene exosc1). Lineage: Eukaryota; Metazoa; Chordata; Actinopteri; Cyprinodontiformes; Poeciliidae. Gene Ontology annotation, molecular function: RNA binding. The record is from RefSeq and is a predicted model, not a curated record. Bases 648 to 1361 code for a protein of 237 amino acids. Gene Ontology annotation, biological process: RNA processing. Gene Ontology annotation, cellular component: nuclear exosome (RNase complex); cytoplasm. The transcript is spliced from 8 exons.
GCGUUUCAAACGAGUUCCGCUCGGAAUUUGGACCUUGUUUGUCGCGCUGCUGGUGUUUCGGGUGACGGAGAGGCUUUUGUGGAGCUGAAAAGUGAAACGGAGCAGCAGACAGACAUGUGGAAACAGCUAUAAGUUAGCCGCACGUGAACAGAGACUUGCCUCUUCUUGUAGCCUUACAGUGCGUCAAAAUGUAAUCUAUGGCCUCCAGACAAGAUGGGAGCGAUAUGUAGUUAGACUUACUAUUUUGUGUUUUUAAAUCGACUUCGUUUCGCUGGUUUGGUCUCACCUGCCCUGCCCGUCGCCCCAGGCAUUCCCGCACAUUCCUCUGCGCUCUUGUUUUGACACACCGACUCCACCCGCAGCUUUCCCCCAUUCAGUUCCAUUAUGAGGAUUAACGUUAUUUAUUUAUUUAUUUAUAACGGGUUUAAAUUGAGUCAGCUCCCUGCCAGAUUCUUACAUAUGAAGUUAUUUUAUUUCAUGUGACUAUUAAAUGAUACAGGGAGAUUUCAAUGAUAAUAACACGAUGUUAUAGUAGUAUCGACAUCGACUGCAGUGUUUUAUGAUGACGUUUUACUAAAUGUCGAAUGCGAUUUGUAGCCUUUCUUAAUAAUUAACAGGCAGUUGAUUUCUAAGCAUCAUAACUCUUCAUGUUUGCGCUUGAUGAUUUAUCUCUGGUGAUGAGCACCAAGUCUUGGAGGUUGGAAGUUCUCCUUUGCAUCACUUUGAUUUGUAGAUAUUACUACCAGCCAAAGGAAACAUUGUGCUCGGUUGAAAAGAUCGCUUUAAGCCUAGAAUCUACCACAGGUGAGAAACUGUGCAGUGUCGAAGACUGUAAUCAAGGCACCGGAGUGUAUCAGCGACAUGGCUACAUCUACUCCUCCCUUGCUGGUUACGUAAUGAGGAAGAACGAGGGAGAGGAGCUACCGGUGAUCUCAGUGGUGAGGGAAACUGAAGCACUGCUGCUGCCAGAUGUUGGCGCCAUUGUCACCUGCAAGGUGACCGGCAUCAACUCCAGGUUUGCGAAGGUCCAUAUCCUCUACGUGGGGUCCACGCCGCUGAAAGACCGCUUCAGAGGGACCAUCAGAAAGGAAGACGUGAGAGAGUCGGAGAAAGACAAGGUGGACAUUUACAAAAGCUUCAGACCUGGUGACAUUGUGCUGGCAAAAGUUAUUUCGCUCGGGGACGUUCAGUCUACAUACCUGUUGACAACAGCUGAGAACGAACUGGGCGUGGUGGUGGCCCACAGCGAAGCAGGUGCCCAGAUGAUUCCCAUCAGCUGGCGUGAGAUGCAGUGCCCGCAGACCAACGCCAAGGAGUUUCGUAAAGUGGCCCGAGUUCAGCCCGAGUAUCUGGAAGCCUGAGAGACCCUGAAAGUCUGUCACACCACCAACAAACGACUCCUUUUGUCAAGUGGCCUCCCAACUCUUUUUCUCUGGGUGACAUGCGGUUCCUGGGGUGCUUCUCACAUUAAGCGGCUUUACCUCUGCACAUUUUUCAUUGUGCCGGAUUGAACCAACAGAGCUCCAACUAAUGAAAUUUGUUUUUAUUCCAAAUAAAUGGAGUUUGUUUUUAUCAAAGGUCCACAGGCCAGCAACAGGCACGUUCAAAGCCACCCUGAAUUGCUUUAUAGAAUUGUGUCAGUUCAGGGUUUUUACAGUUGAGGUUGCUAAGAUUUUACAGAAUAAAAAAAAAAGUGUCAUUUUUGCGGCAAGAGAGGAGAAGUUUUUGUUCCAAACGCAGGAUUCAGGGUUGCAUCGAUAAGUCUCACGGCAGCAUCAGCCAGAAGCGUCUUUGCCGCUGCUUUGCUGGAAGUUGAAACUGUUAUUUAUAAAAUCCAAAUUUCAGAGCCACUUCUGCAGAGGCCAAGUCUAGACUCUUAUUAUAAUUAAUUGAAUUAUCGGCCCCCUCUGUUUUAACCCGGAGUGGAUUUAUAUUUUGGAUUUCUGGUUGAGGUUGGCACAUUUUAUUUGAGCUGUCAGAGAAAAAAAAAAAAGUAGAGUAAUGUAAAGCGAGUCAUUGCUGGACAUCUAGCAAAGUUUGCUGCCAGAGAAGUUUUUACUCGGAAAACUCCAAACCAACAACGUACCUGGGCUUUCUAAAGUAAUCACACCGCUUUGAACAGUUUCAAAUUUUCACGUGACAAUCGCAACAUGUAAAGCAUUCAAUUAGGAAUUUAUGAGAUGGAUCGACACAAAGUGGUGCAGUAAAGAGAAACGGAAAGAAAAUGAUACAUGUAUUUCAAAACACACAUAAAACAUCUGAAAUGUGUGGUGUACAUUUGGAUUCAGCACCUUUUACUUUGAUUUGACCUCCACGUAAAAAUACAGAGCAACAAGUUGCCUUCAAAACGGAGGUUGUCUGUGUGUGAUUUAAUGUCGCCGUGAAUCCCGGUGUCCUGUGAAGGCUUCAGACGUUCAUUCGUCAACAAACAGCAUCAUGAUGACCAAGGAGCACAGCAGACAGUCGAGGAAUAAGGUUGCGGAGAAGUUCACAGAAAAGAGUUGGUGGCGGCAGUGUCAUGCUAUGGCGGCGCUUUUCUUCAGCAGAGACAAAUAAGCUGGUGGGAGUAGAUGAGUGGAGGUAAAUGGCUGGCAGGCCAGUUAGAAAAUGUGUUGGAAUGGACCAGUUUCAGUUGAAACCAAAGUGGAUUUAAAAAGGUCCAGAGAUUUAGCUUUUUUUAUUUUUGCGAAUAAUAGAUAGGCUUUCCUCCCUGAUUGCAGAAAAACAUAGUUUUACAAAGUAUUGCCGUAAGGGAAGGGAGAUUCAAAAACACGCCGCACCUUUCAGAUGUUUUAUUUGAAAACCUUUUGGAACCCUUGCAUCAUUUUUAUUUCGCUUUAAGAUUAAGCACUACUUUGUGUUGGUUGAUCACAUUAAAUGCCAAUAAAAUCCACAGAAGCUUGUGGUUGCAGUGUGGGAUGUGAAAGUUCGCUUUGCAUAAUUUUCUUUAAGUCGGCGGUCUCAAACUGCAUUCCUCGAGGGCCGGUGUCCUGCAACUUUUAAACACGUCCCUUGUCCUCCACUCUUAACAUAAAUGGCUCAAUCGCCUCGCUAACAUGCAGUGAAGCUCUACAGAUUAGCUGAGGAUCUGGUAUUGGAGUCGGGUGUGCUGAAGCAGAGAGACAUCUGCAAGUUGCUGGACAUCGGCCGUUGAGGACCGGAGUUUGAGACCGCUGCUUCCUAGGGAAAGUUCAAGUUUUAUCUGGGGUCAAAUGGAGUAAUUCUCUACGAACGGUUCCAUUAAAAAUGAAAUCUCUGCCAUCUGAAAUAAGUCGGGCUUCAAAUGUGAGUGCUAUGUUCAGAAUGUCUACGCUGCAUCAUUUGGUUGGUCGUAACAUUGUGACACAGGACGUGUUGACAUGGUCCAUGUUCCAACCAUACACUAAUGGUUUCAACACGGACAGCAAUAAACACAAAGUCAAGGUCAAUUUAGAGGGCGCCUCUUUAACCUCUGAGAGGUUCUGUCGAGUGCCUACUCUUUUACGCCUGCUCUCAUUUUAUACUGCUUUUAUAUGCGUAUAUAUGAGACGUAAAUAAGCAUAGCAAAGGGGAAUCGGGUGGACAGUCCUGCUCAGGGACACUUCAGACCCGAUGUGUUCGUAAAAGCAGCAACACGCUCACUUGAAGCUUUCUGCUUGAGUAGACUUAGAGGGUGGAAAGUUUUUUUCUGAAUGGGCCUUUCCUGAGUAUUUAAUCUUUUCUGAGCUUUGACUGCUGUCUGUUGUUCAAACACUCCAUUAAACCGCAUGAAAAAAUAUUGAAACGCCUCAUUAACUUCUAUUAAUUUACGUAAUUAAAUGGGAACAAAUUAGCCUUAAAACCUUGAAGUGGUUGGAACGUGGAUAUUUGUAACACAGGUUGGCUUUUUGUAUAAACGCAUGAAUUAGCAGUAAGCAUCUUUCCUGCAGGUUGUUGUUCUGUGGCUGGUCAAUAAGAAUUUACAGAACGAUGAUCCAUGUUGUAUGGCAUGUAUUUUUUGUGUCCUUGCAAGACUUUGUGUUUUUAAAGUGCGACUGGAAAGCCCAAAGCAAAGUGACUUUAACAAGGCUGCCUUGCUUGGAACACAAUGAAACACGAUGUACGAUUCCAGCACAAUAUUCCAGCUGAAUGUCUGCGAGCCAUCAGUAACAAACCUGAUUUUCUGCUUUUCUUAAAGUUAACUUUUCCUUUUAUUCUGUCCCUGACUGCUAAUGUGCAGGAAUGAAAUUAAAUGACUAUCAGAGCA